Molecule: messenger RNA, 1293 nt
Organism: Penicillium pulvis
Lineage: Eukaryota; Fungi; Ascomycota; Eurotiomycetes; Eurotiales; Aspergillaceae
Product: alpha/beta hydrolase
Exons: 5
Coding region: 1-1260 (419 amino acids)
Source: RefSeq, a predicted model, not a curated record
AUGGUUGAGCUACAAUCCAUCUUCAAAAAAGCAUAUUGGACACUAGCAGCUGGUGGCUUGCUCUAUGUUUUCUUCGUUUGUGCUUUGACUUUUCCAGAGGUCCAGCGCUUUUGCCUUUACGCCCAUAACUUUAAUCCAAGUUACUGGGAGGAUCUGAAUCAGGUCGAGCAAUUUGGAUUCCUAAAGACCCAGGUUCAGCCGUUCAACUUGGUGACGCCUGACAAUGAAACACUCUACGGCUGGCAUCUUCUACCUCUGCAUCUUGUGCAUGAGCAUGAGGAGGAGCUGAUGCAAAACACACCGUCUGGCCCAGCAAAGGACUAUACCCAAACCGUUGCCUUCCAGACCUUGGCUAACGAUCCGAAUGCCAGAGUUGUGGUGAGCUUCCAUGGAAAUGCAGCGCAUCUGGGCUCUGCCAAUCGACCAAAUGGAUACAACACAUUACUAGCCCUAUCCACUCCGGAAAAGCCCGUUCAUGUAUUUGCAAUUGACUACCGCGGAUUUGGUGUAUCGACUGGCAGUCCUACUGAAGAAGGUCUCAUAACCGACGGUGUCUCCCUACUUAAUUUCCUUACGGCGGGUCCAUUGAAUAUCCCCACAUCACGAAUUGCUAUCGUGGGCCAAAGCCUAGGCACAGCAGUGACAGCAGCAGUUGCUGAGCGUUUCGCAUAUGGCUCACCCGACCCGAAGGCCAUUCAGCCAAGCAUCAAAGAUGCCGAGCCAUUCGCGGGUGUCAUCUUACUUGCGUCUUUCAGCAGUCUGACUAACGUAGUCGAGUCGUAUAGCAUUAAAGGUUUCACGCCACCGAUGCUCUCUCCGUUGAUUGGCUACCCUCGGUUUCAGAAAUGGGUGCUGAGCCACAUCAUGGAUCACUGGGAUACAGCCGGCAGGGUCGCUCGCUUGGCAGGCAUCAAUGCGUCCGAGCCGGAUGCCUUUGGCUUGAAGUAUUCGCAGAAGGAUCUUGAUCUUACGAUUGUGCAUGCCUUGAAUGACGCAGAUAUCCCCUGGUACGAAGGACGCCGGGUCUGGGCUGCUGCCACUGGUGAGAAUAUUGAAGGGGCCCCUGGAGCCUUGACUUUUGAGAAGACUGAGACCGGCAGCCCCAACCAGAUCCAGGUCUGGGAGAAUAGGUUUGUUGGCGCAGAUGGGGCCCAGGUUGUAAAGAAGGUGCGAUGGGAGCGUAUUAGAUAUGGAGGCCACAACCGUGUUGCUUCUUCCUCUGUUGCAGGUCUCGCAGUUCUAAGAGCAUUCGAAAACUGAAGAAACUCUCCCUAAUUCUUUAUAUUACCUACA